Messenger RNA from Cyprinus carpio (common carp), 2873 nucleotides. RefSeq names its product kanadaptin. Gene Ontology annotation, molecular function: protein binding; mRNA binding. The record is from RefSeq and is a predicted model, not a curated record. NCBI's taxonomy places the organism in Eukaryota, Metazoa, Chordata, Actinopteri, Cypriniformes, Cyprinidae.
AGUGUUACACCAAACACACCAUAUCGUGGAGUGAACGCAUGAUGGAGUCUGAAUGCAGCGAACAGAUAGAAAAGAAUCACACGGAAAUGGAAACAGAGAAGAGCUCGGACCCUGAGAACGGUCAAAGCAGUGAUACUAAACAGGACAUCACCAGCACUAAUGAAAACACAGAUGAUCCUUUUAAGAAACCGGAUAUUUUUGUGGCUCCAUCUCUCACUGUGAAGAAAUCAGGAUGUUUAAACUCAAGCAAGAAACUCACAGAGGAAUUAAACAGCAGCAGAGCAGAGAAUAAAGACAUAUAUCUUGAUUCUAUAGAUAAGCAGCCAUCUGCAAAAUCCACAGACACUCUAACAGACCCGUCCGAUCAUCCCUCAUCCGAGAGAUCAGAGGCACAGAAGGUCCAGCCCAAACCAAAAGACAUCAGACCCAAGAUCCCUGCCAGUGCCAAGCUACCCCCGGCGGGUAAAUUUCCUCCGCUCCCGUACACCGAGCCCCCGUGGGGAAGUGUUCCUGACAUCAGCUACUCGUUUGAGCUGCUGAAAAACGGGGCGAUCCUAGAUACGGUCCCACUGACCCAGAGUAGUUACUUUGUGGUUGGUCGGUUGCCGGUGUGUGAUGUGUCUCUGGAGCAUCCGUCCAUCUCCCGCUAUCACGCCGUGGUGCAGUACCGGGGCAGGGCUGGGCAGGACGGAGUCUUAGGAGAGGAGAAGGGCUUCUAUGCCUAUGAUCUGGGGAGCACUCAUGGGACUUUUGUGAAUAAGAACAAGAUACCCCCUAAAACAUACAUAAGGCUACGAGUGGGACAUGUUCUGAAGUUUGGAGGAAGCACAAGACUCUUUAUUUUGCAGGGUCCAGAGUUUGAUGAAGAAGCAGAAUCUGAACUGACUGUGACAGAGCUCAGAGAGCGUGCUAGAAAACAGAGAGAAGAGCUGGAGAAGAGGAUGAUGGGUGACGGCUCAGAUGAGGAGGAAGAGAAAGAGGACAGUGAAGUCAGUGCUACAACGAGAAGCUCCUCAGAAGAUACUGGCUGCUCUUGGGGAAUGGAUGAAGAGGCAGUGCCAGAAGAUGAUGAGAAUGAGGAGAACCCGUUUGCCACAGAAUUUCAAGAGGAUCAGGAAGCAGCAUACUUAAAAGAUCCUAAAAAGGCAUUACAGGGCUUUUAUGACAGAGAAGGAGAAGAACUAGAGUUUGAGUAUGAAGAAAAAGGCCAGGGUACCUGGCUCUGCAGAAUUAAGUUGCCAGUGGAUGAUGCUAUGGGCAGGCAGUUGGUGGCUGAAGUGACCCACUCAGGAAAAAAGAAAGAAGCUGCCGUCCAAUGCUGCUUAGAGGCCUGCCGUAUUCUGGAGGCCCGUGGUCUUCUGAGACAGGAGGCAGUGUCCCGAAAACGCAAGAAGAAGAACUGGGAAGAUGAAGAUUUUUAUGACAGUGAUGAUGACACAUUCCUUGAUCGGACAGGAGCGGUGGAGAAGAAGCGGACUGAGCGCAUGAAGAAGGCUGGAAAGAUUCAGGAGCGUCCUGUUACAUAUGAAUCACUGCUAGCCAAACUGGCAGAGGUUGAAAAAGAACUGGCUGACACUGAGAAAAGGCUCAGUUCUUCUGGGAAAGGAAUUUCCAGUUCUUUGACAGAGGACCCUCUAGAUGCUUUCAUGAGCGUUGUACGCAGCGAGACGGCUCUGGAUGGAGUGGAGAGAAAAAAGCUACAUUUACAUGUAGCCGAGUUGAAGAAGGAAGGUCAGAGACUGCGCAAGCUAGCAGACCUGGCCAAACCCACCCAGCUGCCUUCAUUACAGCCCAGCAGUCAGUCCACAGACACUGAGAAUCCUAAGAAGUUAUCUCUGCCUAUGUUUGGAGCCAUGAAGGGAGGGAGUAAAUUCAAACUGAAGACUGGAACAAUAGGAACGUUACCCCCAAAGCGAACCAAUCUGCCUCCUGAGCUCUUCAACAUGAAAGAAAUGCCCUCUGUUGGGGAGGAAGAGGAAGAAGAGGAGGAUGAAAAAAGCAAGAAGACAGAGGAUGCGGUCACAGAUGGUGAUAUGGAGGUUGCUCACUCUGCAGAGAUGACCAGCUCAGAACACUCCAGUGCAGACAGAGCUGAAACUCUGACACACCGCCCUAAUGCUAAAGGAGACCAUGAGGACCAGCCUGCUAAGUUAGUUGCAUCUCAUGAAAAACAGAAGUCUCCUCAUCUUCAAGCGAAAACUGCCUCUCGUCCAAAAGAAGAAAUUGACAACAGUGUCUCAAAUGUUCCAAAGACAAAUACAAAGAAGAAAAUGAUUGGCCCAAGCAGGCCUCCUGUGACCAUGUCUAAGCAGUACCCAGAAGAUGACCCUGACUACUGCGUUUGGGUUCCUCCGUCAGGUCAGACCGGUGAUGGUCGGACACAUCUGAACGAUAAGUAUGGAUACUGAAUACAGGAAGGAAAGACCGUCCUCUCUGGAUCAGGAAUGGAAUCAGCCCAAAAGUUUACCUUAGCGCUUGGAGUGGACAGAUAUAUAAUUUUUUCCCAUCUUUAUACUUCAUUUACAAACAGUGAACUUUUCGGCAGAUGUUUAAUUAAGACCUUUCUAGCACGUUAGUGGAAACUGUUUGGUCCUGUGACUGAGUUUCACUUCCCUUUGCCGUUUUCAUUAAAACACAUCCAUUUUCCACACCUCAUCUGAGACCAAGGAUUUUGGAGUGGAGGUAGCUUAAGGUUGGGGAAAAGAUUAUUCUGUUGUUUUCAUGGGCAAACUAGUUUCUGUUUUGCUGCUUAUUCAAUUCGAAAUGUAUUCCAUUUGAUGUUAUGUUUUUGUCAAAUAGAUCAUGCCACUGUAAUGUCAGUCCACUUACGUUUAAGCACUUCUGCUGUUCUGGGAUCAUUUUAUUUAGGCUUG